Lactuca virosa is the source of this 809-nucleotide messenger RNA. NCBI's taxonomy places the organism in Eukaryota, Viridiplantae, Streptophyta, Magnoliopsida, Asterales, Asteraceae. The record is from the annotation of a GenBank genome assembly.
UCACUGUUAAGUCAACUAUAGGUCUGAGCAGCCAAACAAGAAAAGUCCCAAAUCGUAUAAAUGUCACCGGUGGCCACCACUCCACCCUUCAUUCUCUCUGAGUUGUGUAUACUUCGGCUUUAUGAGCAAAACCUGAUUUGUCGACUCAUAAACAGGUUGUGGUUUUAGCUGCAAGCAACUCCAAUCAUGGCAGCCCAUGAAGAAGCUGAAGUCAAGAACAGCGACUCCACAAAGUCAACAACACCAUCAAGACCAAAAUCAUUUGAAUCCCCAGCACACCCUAAAAGGGUUGGGACCAGAAGUAACACAGCUUCACCAAUGUGGGAAAGAAAUGGUACUGGUGCUCCUCCUGGUGGGUCCCGCUUGAGACAAGUCACACUUGGUGAUGAUUCUCCGGAUGAUGGCAUGGCUGUGCCGGUAUUUGGUGACUGGGAUGACAGUGAUCCGGCUUCAGCAGAAGGUUACUCUCACAUAUUUAACAAAGUACGAGAAGAGAAGCAUGGUGGUGGUGGUGGUGGAAAGUCACCAAGGCUAAACACCGAUGAUUCUUCUUAUUAUGGCCAAAGACCCGAGGCUAAAAAGGGGUGUGGCUGCUUUCCGUGGGGCAAAAAGUAAUUUGUUUCUGCUUUUUUUAGUCAAGUUGUGAGUUGUAGUAUUGUGUGUUGGUAGACUGCAUUAUUUCUUGUUCGUAAAUCCUCUAAGUUGUUUGCACAUCAUGUUUCAUUUGUAUGCUCCAUUUCCAUUUGUUGAAUGAGAAAACAGAAACACAAAGCAACAAAGACUGGUCAAUAUAUUAUCUAUAUAUGUAC